CCUCCGUCUCCGUCUUGCCGUCGCCCAUCACCCGUCCCGUCAACAAUGCACGACCGGCUGCCGACGCACAACGGGUAUGCGCGCGCGUCGCUGGGCUCCGACCACGGCCUGCCCGCGCGCCGCGCCUCCACCCCCACGCCGCCCACCAAGACGCGGCACUACGUCGUGCCCUUCGUCGUGCUCUUCCUCAUCGUCUUCGCGAGCGCGACGCAGACCGAGACCGCAUCCUACCUCGCCUCCGUAUACGGCUUCGACAAGCCCUACUUUGGCUUCUUCGUGACGCACUCGACGUUCGCCCUCGUCUUCCCCAUCCACUUCGGCCUGCUCGUCCUCUUCAAUCGCACGCCACGCACGCGGCGCGAGCGCGCCAAACAGCUCCUGCGCAACCUCCGCGCCGUGCUCGCCGACCAGCUCGGCACGGCGCCGCGGUGGCGCCAGCUCGCCCGCCCGCUCGCCGCCAAAAUCGUCCCCCUCACAGCCCUCAUCUCCGUCCCCGCCAUCUGCUGGUUCAUCGCCAUGGCCUUCUCGCCCGCGAUGGACAUCACGGCGAUCUACGCGACGUCCGCCUUCUUCGCAUACUUCUUCUCCCUUUUGCUGCUCGGCACCCGUCUCACCCGCCUCACGGUGUUCGCGAUCGCGGUCGCGUUCGCCGGCGUCCUCGUCCUCACCUUCGCGGGCGCCGGCAAGGCGCCGGAAAACGGCGACACGCGCACAGGCAUGCGUCGUGUCAUCGGCGACGGCAUCAUGGUCGUCGGCGCCAUCCUCCUCGGCCUCUACGAAGUCGUGUACAAGAUGGUGCUGCCCGAAAGCCAAGGCGGGGCGACGCACGCCCACAAGCCCGCCGACGGGAUGCAUUACGCCGCCGUGCCCGUCGAAGAGGACUCGGCGGCCGAGAGCGAGGCCGAGGACUAUGCCCUCGGCGCAGCGCAGCCGCAGCCACAUACACCGCUCCUGCUCAAACCCAGCAGCCGGCCCCCUUCCCCGUCGCCCGCACUCGACGGCUUCGCCAGAGCCCUGCCCAGCCUCUCGCGCACCCACUCCCCCGCUCAUUCCCGCUCCCAUUCAGACUCACACACACCCAUCCCAUCGCACCCGCCGACGCCGAUGCGCGCGCCCCCGCACGCCGUGCCCCGCCUCCCCACCGCUCUCCACUCAAACUUCCUCACCUCCUUGAUCGGCGUCGCGACGUUCGUGCUCCUCUGGCCUCCACUCCCCUUCCUCCACGCCGCGGGGUGGGAGACGCUCGAGGCCCCGCCCAAAUGGAGCCUCAUCGCCGUCGUCGCCAUCGGUGGGGCCGUGUACAACAGCGGGCUCAUGAUUUUGAUUGGGGUAUGGGGCCCGACAACCAGCUCCGUCGCAAAUCUCCUCACCAUCGGCCUCGUGGCCAUCUUCGAUGCCGUUUGGAUGGGACACUUGCCCGACCUCCAGACGUUCAUCGGCGCCGCGGGCAUUGCUGCUGGCUUUGGCUUGCUGUUGUGGGAAGGGGAGGAGGAUUAGAUCUGGGAGGCGAGCGACCGACUUAGCAUUAGCAUCUGUAACACCACUACUAGCAGUGCAUUGAUUCUACCGCCUUGAUUGGCACCGCUGCUGCGCGUAUCGCUAAAAGCAUGCAUAUGAUCAGAACUCAUGCAAAUGAACAAA
Molecule: messenger RNA, 1641 nt
Organism: Cutaneotrichosporon oleaginosum
Lineage: Eukaryota; Fungi; Basidiomycota; Tremellomycetes; Trichosporonales; Trichosporonaceae
Source: RefSeq, a predicted model, not a curated record